Rubroshorea leprosula is the source of this 2234-nucleotide messenger RNA. Lineage: Eukaryota; Viridiplantae; Streptophyta; Magnoliopsida; Malvales; Dipterocarpaceae. The record is from the annotation of a GenBank genome assembly.
AGCAAGCAAGCAUCAGAAGUUCAGAACGCUGCGAUUUUCAUUUACUAUUUGCAAUCGUCACCGCCUCGCUCUCCGUCUCGCGCGGAAUGGCCGAUCGGACGAUGGAAAAGUCCGCCGCUGAUUCACGCAGCAACAGGGCGGCCGUUCAAGCCACAAACGACGACGCCUCAGCCAGCAAAUUGUCAUGUGUUAAGAAGGGAUACAUGAAAGAUGACUAUAUUCGUUUAUUUGUUAGAAGACCUGUGAAGAGAUCUCCGAUCAUCAACCGUGGUUACUUUGCUCGUUGGGCUGCAUUUCGGAAGCUUCUUUAUCAGUUUCUUGAUUGUGAAGGAAGUAAUGAAAAAGGUCAUAUGAAGAAGCAGAUAUUAUCUCUUGGAGCUGGAUUUGAUACAACAUAUUUCCAGUUGCAGAAUGAGGGGAAAGCACCACACUUAUAUGUAGAACUGGACUUUAAAGAGAUCUAGGGAGCAGUUAUCAAUGAAAUGCUAUCUGCAAUUGGACACACUUUACACAAAUUUGUUGAAUACAAAGAAGUUUGGAUGUGGGUUGUUUUUUAGAGUCUAACACUCCCUAAGAAUUUUCAUUUUUCCAGGUAACUGGUAAAAAGGCUUCCCUGAUUGAAUCCUGUAUUGAGUUGAGAGACAGAGUUGGUACAACAGCACUGAUUUCACCAGAGAAUGGAGAAGUUCUCAGUGAUCACUACAAGCUACUACCAGCUGAUUUGCGCAACAUACAGAAAUUGGAUGAUGUCAUAAGUUUAGCUAACAUGGAUCCCAGCCUGCCCACCUUUAUAAUUGCAGAAUGCGUUUUAAUAUACUUGGACCCAGAUUCAACCCGCGCUAUAGUUGGGUGGGCAUCAAAAACUUUUUCAACAGCAAUAUUUUUCCUAUAUGAGCAGAUUCAUCCAGAUGAUGCUUUUGGUCAGCAAAUGAUAAAAAAUUUGGAGAGUCGAGGCUGUGCACUUCUAAGUAUUUAUGCUACGCCAACUUUGCUUGCAAAGGAAAAGCUAUUUCUUGAUCAGGGAUGGCAGAGAGCUGUUGCAUGGGACAUGCUGAGAGUUUACAGUAAAUUUAUUGAUGCUCAAGAAAGACGAAGAAUUGAGAGGUUGGAAUUGUUUGAUGAGUUUGAAGAGUGGCAUAUGAUGCAGGUAAGUAAAAAGUAAAAAUUCUAAAAGCACAGGGAAUAUUGAUAUUAUACAUUUGUACAACGUGCAUCAAGCACAUGAGGUGGCCUUAAAUAUCUAUUUUUGAUGGCAACUUAAGGGUUCUUAAUCCUGGCUUGCUCAUCUCAGAUGAAAAUUUGGUUGUCAAAUUAUCAAUGGUAAUUGUAUUUCAUGUUAUUUUCUUAUCAUCAUUAUUAGUAUUAAUUUUGUUCUGAGCUGCUAAUUUUCAGGAGCAUUAUUGUGUGGCUUAUGCAAUCAAUGAUGCCGUGGGGUUGUUUGUGGAAUUUGGUUUUCCUGAUGACCAACAGCACAUGCUCAGCGCCAGUUCAGCUGCAUCAUCAUGACCAUGAGGGCAUGAGGCUUCCACGGCUGCUCUAACAUGAUAAUAUGUUCUCAACUUUGGAUUAAAAAUUCUAGCGGACAAGCAUGUGUGACUCACAAGUGUCUGUUAGCAGGUUUUCGUCAGGUAAAAAGGUGCCUCUUCCAACUAGUAGUUAGUCUUUAGCUAAGAGUCUCCAGGAGCCUUUUAUGACUUGUGAAGGAGGUGCAUCCCUCUCUAUGCAUAUUGUUUUUUAGACUCGAGAAAAACAGAUUCUUUCUUUUCUAUGCUAGCUGUUUGGCAAAAGAAAACGUGGUGGGACCCAAACAGUGUCAAAAGUGACUCACACCUUUGGUUGGUGGGGGCACGAUCAUGUGGCUAUCUAUCUAUAUGUAUGCAUAGUUUGGUUGCUUUUCAAUUUAUUCCCCCAAAAUUUCCCUUUCCCAUCCUUUCUUGCCUCCUUUUCUCCCCCAUUUUCUUUACCAUGCCAUGAGAAUCUCGACCUCCUUUCCAUUUCAAUUUUGAGGGUCUCUAUGUUACAGUUAUAUCCCAUUACUUGAGUUAAAGACAAUUCAAGAGCUUAUCACGAACUCUGGCUUUGAAAAGAAGAAUAUUUUCUCACCUAAUUGUUAGCAUUGACUUGGGUGAUAAUAUAUUAAUGGCUUAAGAUAUUAGAAUCUGUUGGCGAAACAUCAUGCGGUGCCAGUAUCAUACAUCAACUUUCUUGUAUUAUACUAAAUUCAAGUUUUUCCU